Molecule: messenger RNA, 1000 nt
Organism: Hymenoscyphus albidus
Lineage: Eukaryota; Fungi; Ascomycota; Leotiomycetes; Helotiales; Helotiaceae
Source: the annotation of a GenBank genome assembly
AGCUCUCAAGCUCCAAACCACCAUCCCAAACCACAACCAUGCCCGUACGUCCCUCCCCAUAUCCCCAUAUCCCCCACAUUCUCUCUCCCCUCUAACACAAACCCACCCAGGCCUACAACUCGAUCUUCAACGACGAGCCGCCCCAAAAUAUCCAACUAAUCGGCAACUUCCCCCUUCUGCCCCUACGCACACGCACCAGGGGACCCGCCUACACACUCCCUUUGGACCCGUCUCUCGCACCCCAUCUCUCGCCCGAGCCGGAUUCCGAGGGCUACGAUGCGCUCGAUGAGGUGCUAGGGCUCUUCCGCGCGAACACGUUCUUUAGGAACUUUGAGAUCCAGGGGCCGGCGGAUAGGCUGUUGAUUUAUGGCAUUUUGUGGGUUAGUGAGUGUCUGGGGAAGAUAAGACCUACGUACUCGCCUAGGUAAGAGGAAUUCUAUUUCGUUUGGGAAGGAGGUUGUGGAUUAGUUGGAGAUGGCGAUGUUGAGUGCGGCAUGGGAUCGGCAAGAUGGGAGUAAGGAUGGUAGAAGAUGGAUGGAUGGACUGAAGGAGAAUUACAAACUCCCUGAACACCUGUUUCAGAUCUAUACACACCACAAUACGCAGCUAACACAUCACUACAGAGAAGCCCAAAAAGAAGUGCAAAACAUAGCACUAGACACCAACUUCUCCAUCCCAGGCGACCCAGGAUUUCCACUUAACCAAGUAUGUCUUUCUCUUCCUCUUCCCCCUUUCCAACUCAUUUCCCCUUCAUAGGAAAUUCUAACCAAAUCCCCUCUCAGAUGUUCCAACCCCCUGCCUCCCGUCAAGAAGCCGAAGUCCUGCGCCAAUACCUCUCCCAAGUGCGUCAAGAACUAGCCUCCAGAUUAUUGGCAAGAAUAUACGAGGACGGGAGUGACAAACCCAGUAAAUGGUGGUUGAGCUUUACGAAGAGGAAGUUUAUGGGGAAGAGCUUGAGUUAGGGGGUUACUGAAGUGAAUGGGAAUGUCACAGCUUGAGG